AGCACGUAGCCCCGGGCGGCAGAGGGGACUGUGUCUAAGAGAAGAUACGGCACCCCACUACAAACUUUACUGAAUCAUUGCCGCUGCCUACAGGUGUAGGUCCACUUUCAUCGAGACUCAGCGGCGGAGUGAGGACGGCGGACGGCAGGAUAUUUGUUACUAGCAUUUGAUCAGCGGCAGAGUCUGCUGCCCUGUUGCCACCCUCCCCUGCCAGCGUUGAUCGCCCGGUCGCUGCCUCCGCUGCCCAGGGCUUCUCGGCGCUGCCCUGCCGUUCGCCCCACGGCCGGGGGGUGAGGGGGGCUGGUUGACCCGCUCCCGGGACGGACGCGGACACGGACACGUCGCCGGCGAUGGCGAGCAGCGGGACGGUGACGGAGGGGCCGCCGGCUGGCGGUGGCGGCGGCGACGGCGAGGAGGUAUCGGGCGGGCGGGGGUCCGGAUCCCCGGUGUCCACACUCAGCCAACGGGAGAGCAAGCUGCAGAAGCUAAAACGUUCCUUGUCGUUUAAGACCAAAGGUCUGAGGAGCAGGAGUGCGGAGAACUUUUUCCAGCGCACCAGCAGCGAGACGAAGCUGCAGGUGGAGCUCCUGCCCAGCGUCGGCCCCAACAAUGGGCCGCUCCCCGUUUCAGCAAGUCAAACGUCCACCCCGACCAAAAGCCAGCGGCCGCUUGAGAACAGGACACAUUCUUUCCUGGAGUACAUAUUCAAGAAACCAACGUUCUGUGAUACCUGCAACCACAUGAUCGUUGGCACCAAUGCUAAACUGGGUCUGCGCUGCAAGGCUUGUAAGAUGAGCAUCCACCACAAGUGCAUCGAUGGCGUGGAACAGCAGCGGUGCAUGGGCAAACUGCCAAAGGGAUUCCGACGGUACUACAGCUCCCCAUUGUUAAUCCACGAACAGUACGGGUGUAUCAAAGAGGUGAUGCCUAUUGCUUGUACCAGUAAGAUUGACCCAGUGUACGAAACGCUGCGGUUCGGAACCUCCCUGGCUCAGAGGUCCAAGAAGUCAGGCACAGGAUCAGACUCGCCGCCACACACUUCUGCCUCAGACCUGGCAAAAGUUCCAGAGGAGGCUGCAAGUGCUACAGGAGGAAGACUGAGUCCGAGCCGAAAAUAUAGUGAUACCGUAUUUAAUUCUCUUGAAAAUGGGCUUGAAAAUAUCAUCAGGGAAGAAAGAGUACUUUCCCACUCUCCGCUGAAAGAGCCAGGAAACAAAGACACUUUGCAGAAGUUUAUAUAUGUUGCCUUGUACAGAUUCAUACCCCAAGAGACUGACGAUCUGGAAAUGCAGGCUGGCGACAGAAUUUUACUGCUGGAUGAUUCUAAUGAGGAAUGGUGGAAGGGUAAAAUUGCUGACAGAGUUGGAUAUUUCCCUGCAACAUUUGUUCAGAGGGUGAUGGUGGGUGAGAAAGUCUUCAGAUGCACAAAAUCGUUCACAAGCUUGCAAGAAGGACAGAUGGAUGUAAAGGAAAACCAGAUCUGUGUGGACAAAGGUGAAGAGAAUAAUGGCUUCAUUAAGGUGCACAGUGGGAAGAAGAUCGGCUUUGUACCACUUGAUAUCUUGGUCAAAAUAUGAUAUCACACUGUGUCCGCACAUUGAAGGUGAUGUAACUUAAAGUGGUAUUGGCUGUUCCUGUCUCAUAUCUUCAACUAGGAUGGACCUUGUUGUGGUCCAUUGCAGCGAGUCAGAAUAUCAAAGCGGCACACUGAAGCGAUGAGGAAGUUCGGAGAUGUUUCUUAAAGCCAGAUAGGCUGAAAAUUUGAGGAUACUUCUUCCUAUAUGAGAGGCAAUUUGGUAUUAUCUGUAGUUGUGCAUUUGGGGUUUCUUGUAUCCUGCCCCUGUAAAUCCUAACGAUGAUGUGGACAGUUUAAAUCCCUUUGCACAUUAUUAGGCAUCCAAAUAGAAAGUAGUCAAUCCAAGUUCAAGUUUAUUGUCAUUCAACCGUAUACACGUAUACCACCAAACGAAACAAUGUUCCUCUAGACCAGUGUGUGCAAUACAGUGCACAUACAGUAACUCACAUAUAGAACACAUAAGGUGAUAUUAUCAAAAAUAAACUAACAGUGAGGUGCAUGUACAGCACCUGUUAAAAAUUAAACAGUAUAACAUUACUGGGGCUCCACACAUGAUGAGACUUUCAUAUGUGGUGGCAGGAAAUUCAGCAGAUGGAUUAUUUUUUCACCCUACCUGUGUAUUGAUGCAGUUUGCGUUUUCGGGUAUAUUUUCAAAUAAUUCCUGUUCCUGCAUCAGAGAUACUGGGUUUCUCAUUCUGAGUCCAAUAUAUAUAUAUAUGUUCUCAGCUCAACUAAGCUGUUGUUUAGCCCCAAAAUCUUUGACCUUUGUAGUGCCUGCACAGUCUUUAGGAUUACACACCCAUUUGGAAUACGACUAUUUAGAACUUUGAAUAUUCAUAUCCUGCAGUGCAAUAUCCGAUUAUAGCCAAGGAAAAGCAAGUAAUCUGCUCACCUGAGUGUGAAUUGCAUUUACUACCAAAGUAGGGAUUUUGACAUUUAUUCAAAGAGUUUUAUUUAUUCUUUAUUUAUUUAGUGAUACGGUGUGCAGUAGGCCCUUCCCUGGUUAUUUCUCCCCCACCUCCCACCUUUCUUUUCCCACUCCCGUCUGGCUCCCCUCUCACUGCUUUUCGUCUCGUCACCUGCCCACACCUCCCUCGAGUGCCCCUGCUGCUUCCCUCCCUCCCAUGGUUCACUGCCUUCAUUCUGUUUAUUUAUUUAUUGAGAUGCAGCACAGAGUAGGCCAUCUGGGCCCCUGAGCCAGGCUGGCCCAGCAACCCCCGACAAACCUGACUUAACGAUAACCUAAUGACCGGACAAUUUACAAUGACCAUUAACCUACCUGAUACAUAUUUGGACUGUGGGAGGAAACUGGAGCACCCGGUGAAAACCCACCCAUUCCUCGGGGAGGAAAUACAGAGACUUCUUACAAAAUGGCGCCAGAAUUGAACUCCAAACUCUGGAAUGCCCUGAGCUACAAUAGCGUGGCAUUAACCGCUACGCUACCAUGGCGCCCGAAUUGAAUAGAAUCUACUUUGCGCACAGCAGAUUGAAGACAAAGGGUAAAGGAUUAGGUAAAGGUAGCCCGUAACCAGAAAUGGACCCUGGCAGGAACCUACCAAAUAAACGCUUCAUAAAGGCUGAAACAGUCUACGAAACAACAUACAUUUGUUGCUGGAUCUGUGUAUAUUUUGAAAUGAUAAUGAGGCAUUAAGACAGAAGCAAAUCCUUAAAAUGUUAAUUAAUUCCAAAAUAGCUUUAAAGACCAUAAGACCACAAGAUAUAGUAGCAGAUUUAUGGCAUUUGGUCCAUCGAGUCUGUUCCAUCAGUCCAUCUGAUUUAUUAUCCCUCUCAACCCGUUUCUCCUCGUGAUCUUUGAUACCCCUACUAAUCAAGAACCUAUCAACCUCUACUUUAUGGUCUGACAUUUAACUGCCCUGGGUCACUCUCUCUAAACCCUAAUCUGACUCCUAAGUACCUUCUCUGUCCCCAACAUCAUCCCGACAAACUUAAAAAACAACUAAAUCUGAGCCGUGACCUCAACAGAGACCGCAGUUCACUGCCACCUUGACGGGGGUCGUACCCCACUCAGUGUAGAUUCUUUGCCCUUACUAUUUUCUUUCUUUUCAAUAUUUUUAUUGAUAUUAUGUAAAUUACAUGAAUACAAAUACAAAAUUCAUAAGGAUACAGGUAAAUAAUACAAAUUACAUUACAUUUAAAUCACAGUAAUAUGAUCACAGUAUCCCAUAUUCCAAAAUAGUCAUGUAUAAAAAAAGAUUGAAUUAUGAAAUGAAAUAGAAUAAAAUAAUUGUAUUUUAUUAGAAAAGAUCUACCCCCACUACCAAAAUGAGCUGGUUGGUAAAAAAAAGAAAAAAAAAGAGAUACCUUACCAUAUGAUAUAAUAAUAAUAAUGGCUCAGAUCCAUACUUCAAUAACAGUUCAAAGAUUGUGAAAAUAAUUCAGAAAGGGUCCCCAUAUCAUUAGAAAAUUGUGUUUAGAAUCAGAAAUCGAACAACGAAUCUUCUCUAGAUCAAGGCAUAACAUAACAUCAGAUAGCUGUUGAACAUGAGUGGGCGGGGCGGCCUCCUUCCACUUGAGCAAGAUUGUCCUCCUGGCCAUAAGAGACAUAAAAGCCAAUACCCACAAAUUAGAUGGUUUCAAUUUUGUAGUAUUAUCCUCAACAAUACCAAACAUGGCAGUCAAAGAAUUGGGCUUAAAACUAACAUUGAAAAGUACAGAAAAAGUUUGAAAUACAUCUUUCCAGAAUUUUUCAACGCUCGGACAUGUCCAAAACAUAUGAAUUAGUGUGGCCACUCCAUUAGUACAUCUGUCACAGUAAGGGGAAAUACCUGCAUAGAAACGGGAAAGCUUAUCUUUAGACAUAUGAACUGUAUGUACCACUUUGAAUUGUAAUA
This is a messenger RNA of Mobula hypostoma (lesser devil ray), 4428 nucleotides long. It is a transcript of the gene stac, whose product is annotated as SH3 and cysteine rich domain. The coding region runs from base 351 to 1577 and encodes 408 amino acids. Gene Ontology annotation, cellular component: extrinsic component of cytoplasmic side of plasma membrane. The record is from RefSeq and is a predicted model, not a curated record. The transcript has 11 exons. Gene Ontology annotation, molecular function: transmembrane transporter binding. Gene Ontology annotation, biological process: skeletal muscle contraction; positive regulation of protein localization to plasma membrane; positive regulation of voltage-gated calcium channel activity. NCBI's taxonomy places the organism in Eukaryota, Metazoa, Chordata, Chondrichthyes, Myliobatiformes, Myliobatidae.